AUUUUGUUUUCUGUGUACAUCACCGUGUCUUCUCAUCACCUUGUCUUCUCAUUCCACGUAUCCUCCCCCUCUCCCUCAGCCUGCCCCUCCCUCCUCCCUCCUCCCUCCUCAGCCUGUCCCCUCUCACAGUCCUGUGUCUCCGCUGACCCCCAGGAGGCUCAGCUGGACAGCCCCACCGUCCACCUCUCCAUACCAGGGUCUGGUCCCCCAUUGCCCCAGCCAACUCAACAACGUCCUGUACCUUUUCUGGUCUAGGACUAGUCCAGGGCCACAUGUAAAUUGUUGUUUCUCUGCAUGUUCUUUGGGUAUGUGAGUUCCUGUCUUUUGAGUUCUGUUUGAGGCUUUUGGGAAGCCCAGGCCAGUUAUGUAGGACCUUUAUUGAUUUGGGUCUGUCCUCGAGAGUGGAUCCAGAGUUUGCGUAUUGGAAGGAAUCAUAGAAGACAACAGAUUAGUUAAAAAUGAUCCUUGGUCCAUGUUUUUUCCUUCUAAAGGCACUAUUUCCUCCCUUUAUAAUGAAUAUGUAAUUACUGGGUGACUCCCAGAGCCCCUCUAUAUCCUCAGACACCUUAGAUAAGCAUGUGGGGAGAGGGGGAAGUAGGGCAGGGCAGGCCUGGAGAUAGAGCUGAGGAGUUAGGAGUCAAGCUUCAGCUCUCCUUAGCCUGGUGUGAAAGGGAUUUGCGCACAGGAGGCUCACAGCACUUGGGGACCUCUCAGUUCACCUGCCCACCCGCUCCCUGCCCCCUCAAGGCUUCCUCUGUAUCCCAGGAUUUGUCUGUGGAGGGAGCCUAAGCUCCAGGAAAUUUCCAUCCCCAUUUGAGGCAAAUCUUGGAUGGCCCCAAAAUGUGUGUGUGAUGGGGCUUAGAAGGGAAUGACCGACUGACUGCCUGGUGAUUGAGCCAGGAGGAAUUUGGGCAAUGGGGAAUUGCCUUACUCAAGGACACUGGGGACAGGAAGUUCUGGGGGUCCCUCUGCCCAGCAAGAACAUCCUUGCAGCAGCAUGACCAGGUUGUGAAGCUCUGAUGAAGGAAGGUCUGGAUUCUGGCUGAGAUCUAAGAGCAUCCCGCUGUCCCUGCUGUCUCCCUUGCAGCUGCAGUUACGUGAAUUCACCCUCCAUCACACGUGCUCUGUCCCUGGGUAGCCCUAUUUCCCAGUGCAGGUUUGGAAAGAUGUUGCCUUUGGAGAAAGCCUUUGCCACCCCCAGGAGCUCCCUAACUACCCCAGAACUGCCCAUGCUAGGAUCAAUAGCUGGAGACCAGCAGGAGGAACCCAAGACGGCCCUUGGGAAGGUUCCUACCAACCUUGAGUUCUCCCGGCUGAAUUUCCGGAACUUCAUCUACCAGGAAGCAGUUGGGCCCCACCAGGCCCUGACCCAGCUGUAUGAGCUGUGCCGCCAGUGGCUGCAGCCUGAGGUGCAUUCCAAGGAGGAGAUACUAGAGCUCCUGGUCCUGGAGCAGUUCCUAAGUGUCCUGCCUGACAAAGUACGGCCCUGGGUGGUGGCUCAGCAUCCUGAGAACUGCAAGAAGGCUGCCUCCUUGGUGAAGGACCUUACCAAGGCCCUAGAAGAGCCAGGUGGCCCCAUGAGGGCCAGUGAAGACCUGGAACCCAACGAGACCCAGGCACCUCCUGACACCUCUUGUCCCACCCCAGACCCUGUGCUUCUAGAACAGGGGUGCAUCGGCGACGAGAAGACUAAAGAGGCCAACCCCGCAAAGAUUGAACCGAAGAAGUUGACGUUCCCGGAGGUGCCUCUGUACCUGGGAGAAUGGGGCCACCUGGACCCGGCAGAGGAGAACCUGAAGGCUUUCCGGAAAUUGCUCCUGUGGGGGUAUCAGCUUGCCCAGCCUGACGAUACCUGCAGAGUGGAGACAGAGGAACUUCGGUUGGUUGAAACAGAACCCCCAGAAGGCAGCUUCUCAGGUGGCAGGAGGUGGCAGGAAGGCAGAGAGAACAUGUGUGAGACGCUGAUGGAGAGGCUCACGAGGGAAAUUCUUGUUUGCCCCCUAACGGGUGCUGCCCCGGAGGAAGAAGAGCAGAUGCAGAAGGCUCUGGAUCCUCAGGAGGGGGAACCAGGCCCUGUCACCAUAGCCCACAGGCGGUCAGUAAUCCGAGAGCCAUUCCAGGACAGGGGCACAGCUGGGGAGAGCCUCACUGUGCCUGUAAUGCCAGCCACCUCCCACCAAGGCCUUGGAAGGAAGAGGCCCCACCCGAAGGAUGUGGGUGGGCAGGGCCCUGAGUGUGUCUCCAGUGUGAUCAACCACCGGCAAUACCACAUGAAGGAGCCUAAUGCAGCUGGCCGCAGUGCAGGGUCCCCAGCCAGGCAGGACCAGGAUAUCUCUGCUGCAGGCUCCCCUGCUGCUGAUGAGCCUGGGGCAUCCCGAGGGAAGCCCUACGCAUGUAGCGAGUGUGGGGAAACCUUUGCGUGGAUCUCACAUUUCAUUGAUCAUCUUAGAAGCCACAGUGGCAGGAAGCUGUAUGCGUGCCAGGGCUGCUGGAAGACCUUCCACUUCAGUCUAGCCCUGGCUGAGCACCAGAAGACCCACGAGAAAGAGAAGAUCUAUGCGUUGGGGAGGGCCCUGGGACCCCCCCCUGCUGCAUGUGGACCCCGUGCCAGUGGGAGGCUCAGUGGGUUCCCAGGGUGUGUGGCAGGUGAUGGUCCCGUGCAGUCUGCGGCGCAGAGAUGAGCCGCUUUGCUUUUAAGUGUCCCUAGAGGGCAACUUUGCCUGCCCAGGAUUCACAAGGGUGUAUCAGGCUCCUUUGAAACCCUUGUGUGGCUUCUUGCAGUGUCUGUGUGGAUAUAAGUCUGUCUGUUUUCUAAAUGAGCUAAUGUGGCUAAAGCACUUAGAACCCAGGAAGGGCCCUCGGGAAGCUCUUCUCUCCUUGUAAACACACCCAUGCGGAUGCCCACAUGCAACCAUGAGUUGUCAGGUAUGAAAGAAGAUUCCCCUUUCUUCCAUAGCCAUUUUAGCACCACCCACACUUCAGAACAUUUGUCGUUGUGCAAAGUGUAGAGUUGCCUUAAAGUGUGUGAUCUGCCAGCUCUUGAAGUUAGCCUUGUUUCUCUCCCUCCUAUUCGAGUCCCCAGGGCUUCUGUCCAAACUGUUUGGUCCUUUCAUAAACACCCAAUGUCAAGUUCACUUCUGAAUCCUUAAUAGCAAACUGUUCCCUGGUUAAUGCACGUGUCUACAUAUGUGGAGUGGCUAAACAAAGAUCACAAAAAUGCUUGGAGCCUACUAACAGUGUUUUCAAACCAUGUGUUUCAGCCCAUUAGUGAAUUGUGAAAUCAAAUUGAUGGCCACCGGCAUUACAAAACUGAAGUAGAAUUAAAUAGGUAAAAAUUCAUCACGUAGUAAAGGCAAAUAUUGUUUUGUGAAACUUUUCAGCCAUAUAUCUACCUGGUUACAAUGUAAGAUGUAUUUCUCACUCAGAGGCUGGAGGGUCAUGAUCAGACCAGGCUGAAAACACCAGUAAAGUUUGAUGAGAUGUGUCUGCCUGGGCAAGCAGAACUUUACUCCUUGGGCUACAUAAGGUGAUCUUGAUUUUUGCAUCUAAUCUCGGAUUACAGCAUAGUUUCUGUUGCCUAAGCAUAAACUUUUAACUGCUUCUUGUAGAUUAAACUGGUGCCUCUUUCUGUCAUGGUGUUUGAGCAGGCAGUCUGUUACAAUGAUGCCCAAAUCACAGAAGUUUAACAUAAUAAAGGAUUUAUUUCUUGCAUUCACA
Molecule: messenger RNA, 3717 nt
Organism: Nyctereutes procyonoides (raccoon dog)
Lineage: Eukaryota; Metazoa; Chordata; Mammalia; Carnivora; Canidae
Gene: ZSCAN18
Product: zinc finger and SCAN domain containing 18
Exons: 7
Coding region: 1167-2681 (504 amino acids)
Source: RefSeq, a predicted model, not a curated record